AUGGGCCUGAUUGUGCGUCUUUGCAUCUGUCUCUGUCUUUGUCUUCUUUUCUUUGAUAAAAGUCGAUCUCAAUUCGAAUGGAUCGCAUACGAUAAAAUUGAUGAAAUCAUGGACCGAGUCAAUUCGGUCACUGCUGGUAAUUGUUUUAACAAACAACCAAGUGAACUGGUGCUACCUGAAGAAGCUGUCUAUCAAAAACCAUCGAUUGAAAUGCUGAAAAAAGAUAUUAUUAUGAGAAAUCGAACACAAUUAUUACACGUUCGAAAUAUUGCGCAUCGGAAUGCACUUCUUUACAGUUAUUUAUUUCAACGGUUAUUCGAUUUUGAAGAACCGGGUCUUACUUAUAUUCUUCUGCAUAACGCCGCUGAUGUAACGGGUGGUCAGAGUAUGAUCAACGGCUCAGGUAUCUAUUUCGAUCAAGAUAAAUACUAUGCUCAUUGGUAUAAAAACUUCUUUAACAAAACAAUACCGUUGUUUGGUCCAUAUGCAUGGCGUGCAGAUGAUUUCUAUGAUGCGUUCAAUUGGAAAAAUGAAUGGACAAAUCAUACAAUUCAAGAAGAAGAUAUCGGUGCAGGUCGAAAUCAUCAGUAUACAUCACGAUACAAUCGAGGGAACGAAUGGUAUAGUAAAUGGCUGCCAGAUCAAACACGGAAUGAUCAAGGACGAGGUAAACCAGUGCAUACGGUUCAGUUAUUACUGGCCGAACGAAUGUAUAAAUUGCGUGAUGUAGCUCAGAAUAUUGAGUUUUACGGACCACCACAUCCUGAAGAUCCUCAGGGACCGACAUUGUGGACACGUCCGUAUUUCGAUUGUGGUCGAUCGAACAAAUGGAUUAUUAGUGCGGUCUCACCGAUUGUUGACAUCUAUCCUCGACAUACCGAAUAUCGUCAUUUGCAAGCCAUGCGCAAUUUAGCAGUUGCUGUUACAGAUAUUGAUUUUAUUAUGAUGGAUAUCAAUCAAUGUGCUGAAACAGGUCAGACCAAUGCUCAAUCGAAUGAUCCACAAUCGAAACAACCGAAUCUAUUCGCCGCAACGGAUAAAUGUAAACCAACAACACGUUGUGAACCGCUGAUGGGUUUUGGUUUUCGACGUGGUGGUUAUCAAUGUCUUUGCCAACCAGGUUUUCGCUAUCCGCCGUAUCAGGAUGGUCCAUUCAAAGGUUAUGUUAUCGAAAAAGCAACUCAAGAAGAAUAUGCUAAUAACUUCGAUUGUCUCAAAGUUGAACUGUAUCAACAAAUUCCACAAAAUUUCUACCAAUCGAACGUUGAAAUCUUCGCCGCACGUACACGUCGUUCAGCUGAUUCCCAAGCUGAAAUGUCGAAUAACUCAAUCUAUAAUGGUGAUUUAAGUAAAGAUCCAAUUUUACCACCACUCAUUGAAUCCCUAUCACACGUGAAUCCAAUCGCUGCUAUAUCAUCGCCAACUGUCUCUUUACUUAAAUCAUCAAUUCAACAAUUCGCCUUAUUCUCGGGUAAACUUAUAACAGGUUUUGAUAACGAUGAUCCUGAACAUCAGAAGAAAAAGAGUCGUUCAAAACGAUACGCUUUUGAACGUCCAUCACGCGUUGCGUCAGUCAUGCAACUGUACGAUCGUCUCAAUCGUGAUCCAAAUCUUUGUGAAUUAAUGACUGAAGAUCAAUUAACAAUGCCGGGUGAUGUGCUGAAUGACGUGGAUAUUCAAUUCGAAUCUCAAGCACGUUUAGCAUUGACCUUGUCGCACUUUCUCUCGAGUUUCUAUCAAGUUGUGAAUCCAGCAGAAGAUUUCCCGCUUCGCAAAGCUGAACUCGAAUUAACUGACGAACAGUUGAUCGGUGAAGUUCUUGCUGCAGUCGGCGGUGAUUAUAAAGCUGUUGGUGUUGGAAUAUUUUUUGAUCGCGGCAAAUUUCGCAACUAUCGUUUACCUUACUUUGGACCAUACGCUUUUCGCCCGGAGAAAGAUAUUAGCCGGAAAUACACUGUAGUUGAUUGGGCUGGUCUACCUGAUGGAUACGAGAAUGAAAUUUGGUUCCGAACAAUGAAAGCACGAUGGGCAACCAAUGCCGAUCGAUCGGAGUUGACUGAAUUCUGGCUGAAAUUGUUUAUUCGAUCGGACUAUAGUGGUAAUACACUAGUACAUCACGAAUCAGGCUUUCCACUAUAUUCUUACGCACCAGAACUGAAACAUGGCCAAUGGUUUCCACCAACAUUUCAAUGUAGUAGAAACUAUACAUUACCACGUCAAUGGAUUGUGACUUAUGCUGUACCGUUCUUUGGACUUGAUGCACUUGGUAUCAACCUUGAAUUCAAGGGUGUGGUACGAGUUGAUACUUAUCUCAGUUAUUUGGAUAUCAAUCAAUGCUCAAUGCCACAUUACGUACCGAAUGCAUUUAAAGGCAGUGAUCGCUGUGAUUAUCAAAGCACCGUGUGUGAACCAAUCUUUGGCCGUGGUUUCCGUCUAGGUAAAUACAAAUGCCGUUGUCGACCAGGUUAUGAAUAUCCAUUUAUCGAUCAAAAUGACUUCUUCAAUGGUGAUGCAAUGGAUACCCAAUGGGAGGUCUUAAUGAGUAAUAAUUCUCGAAUGUCACGUUUCGAUCAAUUGAAAUGUCGUAUUGCUAUUGCAAGUUCAAUCCAACCUGUCAAUAUCAUUCUUCUUCUAUUCACUAUAUCUUUUGCAAUGUUUGUCACUCGAUAA
This is a messenger RNA of Adineta ricciae, 2670 nucleotides long. The record is from the annotation of a GenBank genome assembly. Lineage: Eukaryota; Metazoa; Rotifera; Eurotatoria; Adinetida; Adinetidae.